UCUGGAUCUGCCUACACGGAACUCCAGCCAAAAGCCCCAAGCCCAACCAGUUGUUCCACUGAAUACAGCUUCAAUAAACUCACUACUCACAUUCUCAAAUACAUAGAAAGAUACAGUUCGACCACGACGUUUUGACCGGGUUUACAUUUUUAUGUUAAGAUUAUGGGGUGCUGGAGAUUCUCGGCAGUGAAUAUUGUUCUUCUGUCUUUCUGCCUUCCCAUCCUCUCCUUCACACACAUCAAGACCAGCCUGUGUAAGUGGUGUGACUACUCCAGCCCUAUUUGUGAGGACAGUGUGUGUUACACCAACUGUUCCCUCUCCUCCUUCUGUAAUCUGAGUGAAGAGAUCUGCGUUGCUAUAUGGCGGAAGAACAACCAGAGUACGAGUGUGAAGACGUUAUGCCACCAGCCCCAGCAGCCCCUGGAGAACAUCAUGUUGUCCAACUACUCCUCCAACGAGUGUGUGAUGACUCCUCAUCCUUCUGAGGACGGGGUCCUGUUCGUCUGUGGCUGCCUGGGAGAACACGAGUGCAACGAUAAGCUCAUAUUCGACAAGGGCUCCAAUGGUUUUUCCAAGCUCAAGAGUAAAGAUGUGAUCCCAGUGGUAGUGAUCAGCCUGGUCCCUCCCUUCUUAGUGGCUAUCAUUGCUUCCAUGGCUUUCUACCUGUAUCGUACCAAACAGCCCAGCAAGCAGCCCAAAGACUGGGCUCCCAAACGCACACACUACAAGGCCUUAGACAUCCCGGAGGGACUUAGUGGGGACGUCAUCACCAGUGGUGAGGACUGCCAUGGCAAACGGUCAGCCAUCAAUGGCGACACCACCUCUGACAUGUGUCCUGUCCGGGCCUAUAACUUCAACCACAACAUGGAGCAGCUGCCUAUCCAGCUGGAAGCCUUGGUGGGGAAGGGUCGCUUCGCUGAGGUGUGGCGGGCCAAGCUCCACCACCAGGCCGCGGGUUCUCUGUACGAGACAGUGGCAGUGAAGAUCUUCCCGUCUGUGGAGUAUGUGUCCUGGAGUAAGGAGAGGGCCAUCUUCUCUGACGCCAACCUGGAGCACGACAAUGUGGUUAAAUUCCUGACAGCAGAGGAGCGAGGGCCCUCCGGCUCCCCUCAGAGGCAGUACUGGCUGGUCAUGGCCUAUCACAGCCUUGGGAACCUGCAGGACUUCCUGACAGGCCACGUGUUGAGCUGGGCUGAGCUUUGUGCUAUGGCUGGGUCGGUGGCUCAAGGAUUGGCCCACCUUCAUAGUGAUACCACCCUCUGUGGGAUCCCCAAGGUGCCUGUGGCCCACCGCGAUCUGAAGAGCAGCAACAUCGUGGUGAAGAGCAGAAGAGAGUGUGCCCUCUGUGACUUUGGUCUGGCUCUGAGGCUGGACCUCUCACUCACCGUGGAUGACUUUGCCAACAGUGGCCAGGUGGGGACAGCUCGCUACAUGGCCCCUGAGGUGUUGGAGUCUAGGGUGAAUCUGGAGGAUCUGGAGGCCUUUAAACAGAUGGAUGUCUACUCCAUGGCCCUGGUCCUCUGGGAAAUGGUUUCCCGCUGCGAAGUCAUAGGGGAGGUGAAGAGUUAUGAGCCGCCCUUUGGCUCUAAGGUGUGUGACCAGCCGUGUGUGGACAGCAUGAGGGACCUGGUCCUGAGGGACAGGGGCAGACCUGAGAUACCCCCCAGCUGGACAACACAUCAGGGUAUGGAUCUUCUGUGCGCCACCAUCAAUGAGUGUUGGGACCACGACCCAGAGGCCAGGCUCACAGCCCACUGUGUGGUGGAGCGCUUUGGAAGUCUAGAAGAGGAGAUGGAGCAGAAGGGGUUAGACACUAUCAACAGCCAGAACAACCAUCAGGGUCCUCCCUCUGGCAUCUUCCCUGACUGUGACGUGGACCCUUUGACCCCUGAAACAGACACAGAGGGACCCUCAUCCCUGGGCCACUGACCAAGAUAAUAUAAGGAUCACCAGAAAGAGACAUUUCUGUAUGAUAGAUUGAUGGCACUCUACCCUAACAACAAAAGAAAAGGGACACAUUUUUGUAUGAUAUAUUGUUUAAUUUGAAGGAGCUGGUCUCCUGUUUGAUUUGUGUAAUAUAGCCUUUAUGAAGUGUCUUACGAAUGCACUUAUGAACUUGUGACACUGAAGAGUUCUUUCUGCCCCUUGGAAAGUUUUGUGCACAGGAUUCAGGGAAGAGAGCAAACUGGCAUACCACUAAUUAUCAUCCCAAUUUAACGUGUACAUUUGACCAAUAACUAAAAAAGCAGAUCAGUUUCCAAAUCUGAAGUACAAAAAUCCUGUAGUGAAUGUUGACAUGUAUGCGUCACUAAUGGCACCCUGUUCCUUACUACUGUUGACCAGAGCCCUAUUGCUCUGCUAUAUACAGGGACUAAGGUGCUGUUUGGGAGGCAACAAUGGUUGUUAUUUGCUACAGUACAGACAGCACUAUAUUUUGUGACAAUCUCCAUUGGUAUUCCAGCUAUUUAAAUUGGUCCUCUUUCCAAUUGGAGAGAAUUUACCUUUCAAGAAUGAUUCCAUACCACAUUUUGUCUUCUUCUCAAAUGAACUGUUCCAUUGCCUUCUUAGUGUGUAGCCUCAAAAGCCCUAUUUAUACAUGCCGCUUACAUGCGUUCUUCGUCCUGAUCUUCUCCAGUCUUGCCAGUUUACACUUACAAGAUCUGAUCAAAAUCAGUAAACAACGAGUCUUUUAAUAAUCUACACAUGUCUAACAAUGUGGGCACAAUCAAAAUGAGUCAAGAUUAGGACAAAGGGCACAUGUUAAAACCAGGUAUGAAGUGGCUAAAGAGCAGUGUGGUCCUCGUUCUGCCAGUAUGUGUCCCAAAUGCCACUAGGCUCUGGUCAAAAGUAGUGCACUAUAUAGGGAUUAGGGUGCCAUUUGUGAUGCACACGAGAGUUAUCUCAGAGCUGAGGGGUUUGUAUUUUUCUUAACCACAAGCUGCUGCGACUGUGAAUGGUGAAUAUUAAUAGACUAGGGACCACAACACACAAACUAGCAUGGAGAAAUGUCCUUUUUAAGAUGAAAGAAAGCCAAAGAGCAUUUAAUGAUUCCUUUGAACUAAUAGCUGCACACAUACACAUGUUUGGGUCACUUAGAAAUGUCCUUGUUUUUGAAAGAAAAGCUAUUUUUUGUACAUUAAAAUAACAUUAAAUUCAGAAUUAGAAUUACAGUGUAGACGUUGGUAAUGUUGUAAAUGACUAUUGUAGCUGGAAAAGGCAGAUUUUUAAUGGAAUAUCUACAGAGGCCCAUUAUCAGCAAUCAUCACUCCGGUGUUCCAAUGACACGUUGUGUUAGCUAAUACAAGUUUAUCAUUUUAUAAGGCUAAUUGAUCAUUAGAAAACCCUUUUGCAAUCAUGUUAGCACAGCUGAAAACGGUUGUGCUGUUUAAAAAAGCAAUAAAACGGACCUUCUUUAGACUAGUUGAGAAUCUGGAGCAUCAGCAUUUAUGGGUUCGAUUACAGGCUCAAAAUGUCCAGGAACAACGUACUUUAUUCUGAAAUGCAUCAGUCUAUUCUUGUUCUGAGAAAUUAAGGCUAUUCUAUGCGAGAAAUUGCCAAGAAACUGAAGAUCUCGUAUAACGCUGUGUAUUACUCCCUUCACAGAACAGUGCAAACUGUCUCUAGCCAGAAUAGAAAGAGGAGUGGGAGGCCCCAGUGCACAACUGAGCAAGAGAACAAGUACAUUAGAGUGUCUAGUUUGAGAAACAGAUGCCUCACAAGUCCUCAAAUGGUAGCGUCAUUAAAUAGUACCCGCAAAACACCAGUCUCAACGUCAACAGUGAAGAGCCGACUCCGGGAUGCUGGCCUUCUAGGCAGAGUUUCUCUGUCUUAAUCUUUUCUUUUUAUUGGCCAGUCUGAGAUAUGGCUUUUUCUUUGCAUCUCUUCCUAGAAAGCCAGCAUCCCGGAGUCACCUCUUCACUGUUGAUGUUGAGACUGGUGUUUUGCGGGUACUAUUUAAUGAAACUGCCAAUUGAGGACUUGUGAGGUGUCUGUUUCUCAAACUAGACACUCCAACGUACUUGUCCUCUUAAUUGUGCACCGGGGCCUCCCAUUCCUCUUUCUAUUCUAUUUGCACUGUUCUGUGAAGGGAGUAAUACACAGCAUUGUUCGAGAUAUUCAAUUUCUUGGCAAUUUCUCUCAUGGAAUAGCCUUCAUUUCUCAGAACAAGACUGACGAGUUUCAGAAGAAAGUGCUUUGUUUCUGGACAAUUUGAGCCUGUAAUCAAACCCACAAAUGCUGAUGCUCCAGAUACUCAACUAGUCUAAAGAAGGUCAUUUUAAUCUUUAAUCAGAACAACUGUUUUCAGCUGUGCUAACAUGAUUGCAAAAGGGUUUUCUAAUGAUCAAUUAGCCUUAUAAAAUGAUAAACUUGUAUUAGCUAACACAAUGUGUCAUUGGAACACCGGAGUGAUGAUUGCUGAUAAUGGGCCUCUGUACGCCUAUGUAGAUAUUCCAUUAAAAAUCUGCCUUUUCCAGCUACAAUAGUCAUUUACAACAUUAACAAUGUCUGCACUGAAUUUCUGAUCAAUUUGAUGUUAUUUUAAUGGACAAAAGAAAAUAGCUUUUCUUUCAAAAACAAAGACAUUUCUAAGUGACCCCAAACCUUCAACGGUAGUGUAUGUAUGUAUGUAUGUAUGUAUGUAUGUAUGUAUGUAUGUAUAAUUUAAAGCUAUUGCAUACAACUGCAUUGAUUGUCAAGAUGUUUUUUAUGUGAAGUAGUUGCUGCCUUCAUCCAUUUACUAAGAUAAAAUUAUAUUUGUUUCAGUCAAAUCCUAUGUCUGACCAUUAAUAAGGAGGGUAUGACCUAUUUUAAUGUACAACAUUGAACUCACAGUGAGUGGGACUGCUGUCCCAGACAGCCUGGUAUGAGAUUCUCAGAUCUACACCAAUUCAAUGACUCUCUUGCUUCAAAGGUAACAAUAAAGUCGUCCAUCACACUAACCAUGCGGACUCAAUAUACAGGAAUUGGUGUAGAUUCUAUUAAGCCAUUAAGAUCAAAAGACUUUCCUCUGAGAAGCAAAUGUUUGGGAAAGCAGCUCUCUUAUUGUGAGGCAUGACACGGACGUCCUCUUCAAAUCAUGAGCUGGGUCGUGUUCAAUAGGUACAAAAUGGAAGAAAAUGGAUUGAAAUGUGGAAAUACUAUCUUAGACUUGUCCAAUAAGAAGGGCUUGUUUUUGCUUUCCGUUCAAAAACGUUUUGCUACGGUGUGACUUAAUGAACACAACCCAGUUUAACCCUCUUCCCUCGGAAUGGUCAAGUUUGGGGAUGCAGAGAGUAAGAACAAGGCCUUAACUAUAUGGCUGAAUGUGUCUAACAUUAAUGAUCUAUGCAGAAGAUGUUAUUUGACUUCUGAUAAAUGACCACAGAUAAAUACCAAAUGAUUGUGAACUGGUUCCACUAUCUAACAUGUCGCCUAUUUGUCUUAUAAAAUAGUUUGUAUCAAUCUUU
Molecule: messenger RNA, 5447 nt
Organism: Oncorhynchus masou masou (cherry salmon)
Lineage: Eukaryota; Metazoa; Chordata; Actinopteri; Salmoniformes; Salmonidae
Product: TGF-beta receptor type-2-like
Exons: 10
Coding region: 163-1929 (588 amino acids)
Biological process (GO): cellular response to growth factor stimulus; transforming growth factor beta receptor signaling pathway; heart development
Cellular component (GO): signaling receptor complex; plasma membrane
Molecular function (GO): type I transforming growth factor beta receptor binding; metal ion binding; ATP binding
Source: RefSeq, a predicted model, not a curated record